AUGGUUUCUAAAAUUGCAAUUAUUGGUGCAAAUGGUAAAAUCGCCACUGAAGUAAUUCAAAAAUUAUUAAAUCAUAAAGAUAAAUAUGAAACAACUGCAUUCAUUAGAUCAAAAGAACAAAUUUCAAAAUUUGAAAAAAUAGGUAUCAAGUAUUCCACUGAUAUUGACCUUGUUGAAUCAAGUCUUGAAUCAAUAACCAGAGCUUUAAAUGGAUUUGAUAUUAUUAUUUAUAGUGCUGGAUCUGGUGGGAAUGGUUUAGAUAACACAUUUGCCGUAGAUUUAGAUGGUGCAGUUAGGAUAAGUGAAGCUGCAACUAUAAUCAAAGCUAAAAGAUUUAUUUUAGUUAGUGCAAUUCAUUCACAAGAUCGUUCAUGGUGGUGGAAUUCACCUUUAAGAUCUUAUUAUAUUGCAAAGAAAUAUGCAGAUGAUGUUAUCUCUUCCAAUGAUGAGCUUAAUUGGACAAUUUUACAACCUGGUUAUUUGAAAGAUGAUGAAGCAAAGGGGAAGAUUUUGGAUCCAAAUACAGUUAACUCACUUUCUAAUGAUAUUAAUGAUCCAAAUGUUAAUAUUACUAUAUCAAGAAAAGAUGUGGCACAAGUUAUUUUAGAAUCUUUAACAGAUAAAUCAACUAUUAAGAAAUUCAUUCCUUUACUUGAAGGUGAUUUAGAGAUUAAAGAAGCAUUGAGGAAAUUGUAG
Molecule: messenger RNA, 696 nt
Organism: Hansenula ciferrii
Lineage: Eukaryota; Fungi; Ascomycota; Saccharomycetes; Phaffomycetales; Wickerhamomycetaceae
Product: SDR family oxidoreductase
Exons: 1
Coding region: 1-696 (231 amino acids)
Source: RefSeq, a predicted model, not a curated record